This is a messenger RNA of Gregarina niphandrodes, 2013 nucleotides long. Its product is annotated as trehalase. Gene Ontology annotation, biological process: trehalose catabolic process. The transcript has a single exon. Lineage: Eukaryota; Apicomplexa; Conoidasida; Eugregarinorida; Gregarinidae. The record is from RefSeq and is a predicted model, not a curated record. The coding region runs from base 1 to 2013 and encodes 670 amino acids. Gene Ontology annotation, molecular function: alpha,alpha-trehalase activity.
AUGUUCUACAAUUACCUCAUCAAAGCGUUUUUGAGUGACCAGUCACUGUUCAGUGAUGUGAAGGCAAUCGUGGAUUGCCCAUUGAAGUGCGACCCGGCAGAAGUUAUUCGAGCUUGCCGAGACAAAGUUCCUCCCCGGGAGAUAAUGGCUUUAUUGCAUACUCCCGGAGCUGACUUGACGUUCCCCGUGCUUACGAUCCCUGAGUCAUUGCGCUAUGGCCGAAACCGCUUCCUUGAGCGUCUCACAGACGCCAAGUCGGUGGCGAGGCGUCGUCCCAGACGCACGACUAUAGGGUACUCUUCCGGUUCGGAAGAGGUAUUGAAGAACAUGGGACGUCGCAACAGUCUGUACAGCAGCAAGCCCGUAGACAUGGCUCAGCUCCUGGACAUGGCUUCGGACACGGCGGAAGCCAUUGAGCGAGAAGGGAACAAGAGACUGCAGGCUCUGCAGGCGGAGGACAGCAAGGAGGUGGUAGCUUACGGAGAGGAGGAUGUCGUGACUAAGAAAGCAGACGACCCAACUCGUGAACGAAUGUUGAAGCAGUACUAUGCGAGACUGCAAGUCCUCGGCACUUCCCUCAUUCAGAUUUGGACACGGUUCUACCGCCAGGUCUCUCCUACCUGGGCCCAAGACCGCAACUCCCUGAUUCCACUGCCCAAGCCCUUCAUCGUGCCCGGCGGCCGAUUCAUUGAAAUUUACUACUGGGACAGUUACUGGAUUAUCCGAGGGCUGCUCUCCAGCGGGCUCAUUGAUGUAGCCAGAGACGCAAUCGAGAACUUCCUCUACAUGGUCGAGCGUUUCGGGUUCAUUCCCAACGGCAGUCGCAAGUACUACCAAGACCGCUCACAGCCCCCCUUCCUUUCGACCAUGAUCCGAGCCUACUGGAACUCCACCGGCGACAAGGAGUUCAUUGCGAACGCGUUCCCGCUGCUGGACAAAGAGUACCAGUUCUGGAUGAACGAAAGACUGGGACACGCCGUUAACCUCCAAAUGCCGGAUCCCGCCAAUCCAUCGAAAACCACACACUGCGUCUUGAACCGUUUCUACUCCCUGGAAGUCACACCCAGACCAGAGUCAUAUCGCAUUGACGAAAUCACCGGGCGCCUGUACCUCGAAUACAAGGGGGCUGCAGAGUCUCUCGAAGAACAUUACCGUGCUGUCCGCGCCGGGGCAGAGUCUGGAUGGGACUUUUCAAGUCGCUGGUUGAGACCGGCGAUUGAAGGCUUGGGCGAGAGCGGUAUCCGCCCGGACCACCGCAUUGACCAAGAGCUACACAAGCUCUGUCUCAUUGACAUUGACACCUGCAACGUAAUUCCCUGCGACUUGAACGGAAUCUUGUUCGCCAUGGAAAACGACCUAAGCUUCUUCGCCGAGCUUCUCGGACACCACGUACAAGCCCAAGCAUAUCAGGCCGCAGCCGCAAAGAGAAGGGCUGCCAUGCUCCACUUCAACUGGGACCCGGAACAAGAACGCUGGAUGGACUACGACAUGAAGACCCAACGACUCAGCAAAGUCAUCUCCGCUGCCUCCUUCAUUCCCCUCUGGGCCGAUGUGAACCCCGAACCCAUGGACGAUAAACGACGCAUGCAAUUAGCAUCCAACCUCUCACCCAUCAUCAGACCCUACGGCAUCGUCUCCACCCACGUCCGAGCCGGUCUCCAAUGGGAUUCGCCAAACGUCUGGGCCUGCAGCCAUCAUAUUGCCGUUGACUUCAUGUGCGGUGGACGCUUCUGGGAAACCACAAAGAAGGCGGAAGACGAUAACGGCCCAGCCAUGCAACUAGGCAUCAACUGGGCCAGCCGCUUCGUUAACACCGUCCUCGAUCGGUUCGAGUUCAGAGGUACCUGUUCUGAGAAAUAUCACUGCUACCGCCCGGGCAAGAGCGGGAUGGACGGCGAAUACGUCACUCAAGAAGGCUUCGGCUGGACAAAUGGUGCUGUGCUAGACUUCCUUGAAAAAUUUGGAACCAGACUCUCUCCCCAAGGGCUCUAUGCCGCACCGAGACCGUACUAA